CCGAAGCUGAAGGUCACGACUUACAACAUGGCGCUAUCCACGGAGCAAAAGGCCGCAGUGCAACUUUCAAGAUUAUUUAUCUCGCGAUGUUCCCCAGGAAGCUAUUUAACAAGAGCAAUUUCUACCAAGAGCACACCAGACUGCUUUAGAAUUUCUUUGCAAGUCAAUUCAGGGCCACCAGUAAAGAAAGUGCACGUAGACCAUCGUAUUUUGACUCCAGCCAGGCAGGAGAAGCUGGCGAAAGAGAGAGAGAAGCUCAUGAGACGAUUAGAAAAGAAUGCUGGUCAGAAAAAACCUAUAGAAGAAGUGGACAACUGGCAGCUGCAGUCCCAACUAAUGACGAGAGCACGAUGGUCUGUUAUCACCCCAGAGGCACAGGAGACGCGUGCUGUUUUACUACGAGACUGGAGCAGAUACAGAUUUAUUGAACACAAGAAAGUUAAUAAAGCGAUUAACAUAGCUAGAGCAUCUAGAGACAGGGCACUCCUAGAGCUACAAAAGGAAUCUGAAGAAUUAUAUCAAAAAGCUAUACAGCCUGACAAGACGUUGACACCGUACACCUUCAAAGGACCCAAACACUCCCCGCCCAUCCCUGGAUACCAGCCAGAAGAUGGCUUUUGGGAGGACGCCACUCCGACCUAUGAAACGCCAGAGGAAUUAAAACAGUUUAAAAUAUAAGCACCUUUACAUUCAGUACUGCAUUGGAUUGGAUCGGAAAUGUCUGACAUCUGAAUUCAGCAAUUUGGUUAUGACUAGAAAUACGGAUUGAAGAACUGAGGGAUUUUUAAUAGGGAAAAAAUGUAAGAAACAGACACUGGGUUUUAACAGGAAACAAAAAUUUUCAAUUCUGGGUAGUCUUGGAUUUGAAGUUGGACUGAAAUAUCAGGCAUCAGCACUUGCAGAUCUCCCUUGAAGUGGAAAUAUAGGCUGUGGGCAAAAUUCCAACUUAAAGUUUUCUUCUUAUUUCCCAGCAGUUUCCAAGAUCAACCAUUCUCUUGAAUUGAAAAAAAAAAUUGAAUUCAAUCAUGUGAUGAAGUAAUCAUGUAUCAGAGAAGAAUAGAUUUGAAUAAUUAUAUGGUAUAAUUGCUGGGAAUUUUCAUCAUUGGAAUUAACGGUUAUGUGGCUCAGAUAAGAAAAAAAGCUUUCAUUAUAGCUGGUACUGAGAAAUGCCAGAUAAAGCACAGACACAUUUGGACAAAGGUGCAAAACACUUUUUUCAAAGUGCUGAAGCUUUUUGUACAUGCACAAAGAAUUAUGCUAUUUUCAUGAUAUGUAAAUAGUCUGAAGAUUGUCAUGUGCAGUUAUGAAUAUAAGUUGUUAGUAGCGCGCUCUCUAAUAAAAACAGAAUUUAAAAAGAAACAAACAUCUCAAAGCUUGCCUAAUUAUGAAAAGUUGAAAUGUAUAUGAUAUUUCAUUUGUUAUCACAGUUAAUAAAUUUAUGAAUUACUGUCA
Lingula anatina is the source of this 1452-nucleotide messenger RNA. RefSeq names its product large ribosomal subunit protein mL40. The record is from RefSeq and is a predicted model, not a curated record. Lineage: Eukaryota; Metazoa; Brachiopoda; Lingulata; Lingulida; Lingulidae. Gene Ontology annotation, cellular component: mitochondrial large ribosomal subunit; mitochondrial ribosome.